UACAUGGUGAACACUUGAAUAGAGACUACAUACCUGGAGAUGUUGCCCAAUACCAUCAGUGCAGCUGGAGAUAUUUCUGCUAAUAUAAUGUGCUGCAGUGCAGAUUUUACCUUUAAGCUGCUUUACAAAAUAGUAUAAUUUCUCAUGAGAAUAUGAGAUGCAUUUCUAGAAACAUACCCUGGAGCAAUAUAGUUUACCAUAUAACAAGAAUACAUAAAGCUUGUGAAACAUACAUAAAACCUGUGAUUACAUGGAAAUGACAUUUAUAGUCAUCGGAUGUGAGAAAACCCUCACAUUGUGAUUGUCAAGAGGAAUUUAUUUCACAAGUUGCUAUAUAAAACAUUUCCUCUCCUCUUUUUAGUGACUAAUGAAGAUAAACCAUUUGAAAUUGGACCAGUUUUGAGUGUGACCACUGUGGGCGGCAGUGAACUGCAGCAUUUGUGCACCGACAGUUUUGUUUUGUCACUUACAGACUCAGAUUAUUGUUGUAAGGAUCCCCACUGAACUAGACCUUUCUGUUAGAGUAAGAUCCUUAUUUUUCAACCAGAAACCCCCAAAUCUCUAUCUGUAAAUCCACCAGAUUUCAUUGAAAUAAACAAUAGUUUUAGCAGGUGUAAAGCCAGUGUAUUUUCACAUCUGACUGGAUGAAGUAAGGUUUAUUUUAACCAAACAAGAGAAGGUGAUUGUUUUAACAGUGAAAAGACAAACCAAGAUGGUUUAUGUGAGUUUUAUUUUGUUUCUAUCUACUUUGAAUGAAGUGUGUUUUACAAUGAUGAAAUAACUUUUUUUAAUACGUGGUUUGGUGAUGGUGAUUUCAGGGCUGAUUCUAGUUAGGGAUAAAGGAUCUUACUCUUUAACAAAAAGGUCUGUCUAUGUAGGGAUUAUUUCCACAAUGUUGUCAGACACUUAGAAUAACAACCUGAGCCUGUCAGUGUCAAAAACAAGCACUGUCAGUGGUCAUAAAGUGACAGUGCAUAAAUGACCUGUGUGGCAUCCUGUUGAGUAACUGCCAGCUGCAACGCUCUCUCAAAACAGGACCAAUUUUUUUUUAAAAAAAAGUUGUCUAUACUAGUCACUUAGACACAAAAACAUGGCAAACUAGCUUGCAGGCUGAAAAACUUUAAAGUUGCCGUUUAAUAAACCGCUUGUUGUCCCUCAGUAACACCAAUUCAUGAACAUAGGAACUAAAGUGCGUGUUGUUUCCACCCGAACUGAAAAGACGUGUGCACUUUGGGUCAAAGUGACAAGUGCUGCGAAUACAUUUACAGUAGCUAGCUGCAGGUUUGUGUUAUGAUAUCAUGUACGCUAAUAAGUUUGGUCGCCUCGUGUUGGGGCUGUACAGCCGCAAGACAGCCGCGGUAGGACGGAGCGGGUUCAGCUGGGCUGCGGUGUGUCAACAGCGGACACUGUUGCUGCAGAGGAGCGGCUGCGUGAGGACCCAGCUACAUGCCACUGUGCCCUGUCGCUUCAGUGCUCGGUCAGCCUCGCAAAGCACAGUGGAUCCCGAUGAGGUGAGACGGUUCCAGUUACUGGCCGGCAAGUGGUGGGAUGAACAGGGAGAAUUUGCAGCUCUUCAUGCCAUGAACGACCUGAGGGUGCCUUUUAUACGGGAUAAUCUGCUGAAUGUACACAGAACACGUCACCCUGGGAAACCACUCGGAGGGCUCAGAAUACUGGAUGUGGGAUGUGGAGGAGGCCUGCUCUCAGAGCCCCUAGGUCGCCUUGGGGCAAAUGUGUUGGGUAUCGAUCCAACAGAAGAGAGCAUAAACACAGCCCAGCUGCAUUCGUCCUGUGACCCUGACCUUCGCGAUCGGGUCUGCUACAGGGCAUGCACACUGGAGGAGCUCUCAGCAGAAGAGGAGGGAGGUGAGGAGGAGGAGCAGUGUGUGGGCCAGUUCGAUGCUGUCGUAGCCUCUGAGGUGGUGGAACAUCUGGCCGACCUGGAAACAUUCGCCUCCUGCUGCAGCCACGUGCUGAAGCCAGGCGGCUCACUCUUCAUCACUACUAUUAAUAAAACCAACCUGUCAUACGCGCUGGGUAUUGUUGUAGCUGAGCAGCUGCUGCGCAUCGUUCCCAGCGGGACACACGACUGGGAGAAGUUCAUCAGCCCUGAAGAGCUGGAGCGCCUCCUGGAGUCCAAUGGUUUCUCAGUACAGUCUGUUCAAGGAAUGCUGUACAACCCAGUAUCAGGAGCCUGGAGCUGGACUAACAGCACCGCCAUCAACUACGCCCUCCACGCUGUCAAAGUGAGAGGUGAUCCCCACACAGAGUGGGCUGAGGAAAGCAGCUCCCAUCCAGGGGAUCACACUGCAGCCACACACAGCUGAGCCAAACGACUGGAGAACAACAAAAACAACAAAAAAACAUUGAGAUGUGUGAAGCCCUGACUUCCCCGUGGGUCAGCUGUGACGCAGCGUAUGAGACUGACGUUAUCAAAGGCAAAGGGACAAAGAGCCUGGAGACAGAAUUAAAGAUGUACUGUAUAAGAUUGCAUUACGCUGUUGGUGUUCUCUCAGCCUUUGAUUUACUAUGAAGUGUAAUCAGUUUAAGAUGAGCUUUUCAAGGCAACUGUACACGCUCUAAUUGUGUUAUUCAGUAGCAGAGCUAUAACCACACAGCAGCUGAGUUUGUAAUGCUCACAUGCAUCAUUUACAGAGUAUACCGUUGAAUCAGCUUCAUAUUUUGGGUAAAAUAUUUUGUGAUUUGCCAUAUACUCUACUGAAGUUGUUGCAUUUCUGAGGAGUGAAAAUACAACAGUGAAGAAUCUGAUAGAUUUGGUCGUGGCUGAAAACAAUAAAUAUGAUUUCAUGUUGUUUUUCGCUGCA
Molecule: messenger RNA, 2825 nt
Organism: Epinephelus fuscoguttatus (brown-marbled grouper)
Lineage: Eukaryota; Metazoa; Chordata; Actinopteri; Perciformes; Serranidae
Gene: coq3
Product: coenzyme Q3 methyltransferase
Exons: 6
Coding region: 1299-2327 (342 amino acids)
Biological process (GO): ubiquinone biosynthetic process
Molecular function (GO): 2-methoxy-6-polyprenyl-1,4-benzoquinol methyltransferase activity
Source: RefSeq, a predicted model, not a curated record